This is a messenger RNA of Pseudozyma hubeiensis SY62, 1392 nucleotides long. Its product is annotated as aldose 1-epimerase. Gene Ontology annotation, molecular function: carbohydrate binding; aldose 1-epimerase activity. The coding region runs from base 1 to 1392 and encodes 463 amino acids. NCBI's taxonomy places the organism in Eukaryota, Fungi, Basidiomycota, Ustilaginomycetes, Ustilaginales, Ustilaginaceae. The transcript has a single exon. Gene Ontology annotation, biological process: beta-D-galactose catabolic process via UDP-galactose, Leloir pathway; glucose metabolic process. The record is from RefSeq and is a predicted model, not a curated record.
AUGACCUUCAAAGGGGCACUCUUGCCGCUGGUGCUACAGCUGCUCGCCUCAUCGGUAGCGCUAGCAAGCCCCACACCCGUCUCUCCACAACGUACCUUGCUGGAACGCGAUAAUGCAACCCCGGUCGCAUCCGCAGCUGCGUCGAAAGAGACUCCCGGAUUUGUCAACAACGGCACGAUUGGCAGCUACCCUUGCCUGUACCAAUCGCAGAUGGAGGACUCGCAAUUGACCUUUGGUGCCGGCUCGACUGUUCCUGGUACACAGUGUCCUGGUGCGCUUCCCGCUGUCUACCCGCACAACCGCAUCGAACUCCGUGCUCCCGACGACUCGAUUCGUGCCACCUUCCAACCUUACGGAUCCAGUGUCACCGAGCUUUGGGUAAAGGAUCGUUACGGAGGCUGGAGAGAUAUCGUUCUCGGCUACGACAACACGACCAACUGGUCCACGGAUCCUAUCCACCCCAACUUUGGUCCCAUCGUCGGCCGAUACGCCAAUCGUAUCAAGAAUGGUACGUUUGAGCUCAACGGUCACACCUACCACGUGCCAAAGAACGAAAACGGUCUAGACAGUCUCCAUGGCGGAGAUAUUGGGUACGAUCGCAGCAACUAUACCAUCGCAAAGCUGUCUGCGGACGAGCUCGUGAUGGAACACACGGAUCCAGCAGGAUUCCAAGGCUUCCCCGGUCAAGUCAAGACAACGACCCGAUUCCAGCUGGGCUCUAAUGCGACGUGGCACAUUGAAAUCAACGCCACCGCUACCAAGGAGACGCCGAUCCUGCUCUCAUCUCAUGUCUACUGGAACCUGGACGCCUUCAACGAGACAUCCACCGCCCUCGACUACGUCCUUCACAUGCCCUAUGCGGACAAGUACGUAAAGACCGACACCAUCUUGAUCCCCACCGGACCACUCCCCUCCGUCCAGAACACUCCCUACGACUUCCAGUCACCCACACCUUUCUCUCAAAACUUCAACGACACACUCGGUGUCUGCGGAUACGGCUGCCAAGGCUGGGACUCGUGCUUCAUCAUGUCCAAGCCGCCGGGGUACAACACGAAGAAGCCCGCGGUGGAGAUGUACAGCAAGAGAUCCGGAAUCAAGCUGUCUGUUGUGACGGACCAAGCUGCUGUCCAGGUGUACACGUGCGACGGUAUCGACAGUCCUGCCAAGGGAAGCAUUCCGAGGAAACAGGUUCAUGGUGGCAAAGUAGGCGAGGACAUCGGAAGCGUCGUCUACGGUAAUCACGAAUGCGUGGUGUUGGAGAUGGAGGACUACAUCGAUGGCAUCAACAAUCCGCAGUGGGGUAGGAACCAGAUCUACGGUCCGGACAGACCGUACAAGUGGAAGUCGACGUAUACCUUUUCCAACGUUGAUGAGGACGGGAAGGAUCUUUGA